CGCAAUUUGUUUACGUAAUCCACGAGGAUGAAGCAGAUGGCAAAAGGAACUCAAGAGAACGGAAACUGGCUAUUAUUGGGCUUUUAUACGAACGAUUCCUGUCUUUGUAAGUGGACACGGUGAUACAAACGGAUUGUUGAGCCCCAGCCACGCUGAAAAAUCGCCGUAUCGCGGUGAGAAUUUACCCGGACGUCGUCGCCUGGACCCUGGCACCGUUAGAUCACGCACGCGUGGGGGUCACGAUGGACAAAAAGUUUAGUAAGGACAAACCCAACCCCAUAGCGAAAGCUGGUCUUCUUUCCAAAACCUUCUUUUGGUGGCUGAAUCCAUUGUUCAAGACUGGCUACAAGAGAACACUACAGGAAGAUGACAUGUACAAUGUUCUAUAUGAGGACAGCUCACAGAAACAGACGGAAGAUCUUGAAAGAGAGUGGCAGAAGGAAUUGGAUCAGGCUAAAGAAUCUUCCAAGCGACCACCCAGCCUGAGAUGGGCCCUGUUCAGGGUAUUUGGUGUCAAGUUUCUGCUGUUGGGACUUUGUACACUGUUAGUGGAAUCUAUCAGAACGACUCAGCCUAUCGUGUUAGCCUGGUUGAUUGACUACUUCUCCCCCGAGACCACUGUGACCACGACACAAGCGUACCUGUAUGUGUUGAUCAUCAGCGCUGGUGCCCUGGCCCAUACAGUCAUACACCACCCGUACAUGUUUGUGCUAAUGGAGCAAGGGUGGAGGAUGAGGGUAGCCUGCUGUGGACUUAUCUUUAGAAAGGCUUUAAAGCUAAACAACACUGCCUUAGUGAAGAGCAACACUGGACAGAUAGUCAACCUCAUGUCUAACGAUGUCAACAGAUUUGACCAGGGCUUCAUGUUCUUCAACUACUUGUGGAUCGGGCCACUUGAGAUCCUGACAGUGACCAUACUGUUGUACAGAGACUUGGGACCUUCCUGUCUGGCUGGGUUGGGCUUUAUGCUGGUCCAGCUAGCUCUAACAAGUGCCAUUGGAAAACUCUUCUCUAAGUACAGGAGCCAGACAGCCCAGAGAACAGACAGCCGCAUCAGGACCAUGAGUGAGAUCAUUUCCGCCAUGAGGGUCAUCAAGAUGUACACUUGGGAGAAACCAUUCAGUGAAAUGGUGGCCAAACUCAGGAAGCACGAGAUCCAGGUGGUCAUAAAGGCAGCCAUGUGCCGCGGACUGAACAUGGCGCUGUCAUCGAUCUCUCUACGGAUGGUCGUGUUCUUCACUUUCGUCACGUUUGCCCUGACGGGAAACAAUCUGAGUGCUGGAGUCGUCUUCAAGUCCAUUGGUCUGUACAACAUCCUACAGCUGGCCGUCAUGACGUUUAUCCCGCUGGCAGUAGCACAGGUGUCCGAGGCUUUAGUCUCCAUCAGGAGAAUACAGGAGUUCCUGCUACUGGAUGAGAUUGUGGAUUCGGAGACCUCCCGGAAAAAUAGUGUCAUCUCCGUCACAUCACCGCAGGACGCCGGCUGUAGUGUCAUUCUGGACAAGGUCAAGGCCAAAUGGGCAGGGGACAGUGAUCUGUUAACACUGAAGAACAUCAGCAUGAAACUGAAACCUGGUCAGCUGCUGGCAGUUAUAGGGCCUGUGGGGUCAGGGAAGUCUUCACUGCUCAGUACGGUUCUCCAAGAGCUGCCAGUGAUGUCAGGAGAGGUCAAAGUUCAUGGCAAGGUCGGCUACGCGUCCCAGCAGCCCUGGGUGUUCUCUGGUACUGUACGACAAAACAUCCUCUUCGGACGCCCAUAUAAGGAAGAAGACUACAGGAAAACCAUCCAAGCUUGUGCUCUCAAGAAGGACUUGGAACUCCUUCCCCACGGUGACAUGACACUGGUAGGAGACAGAGGGGUCACACUGAGUGGGGGGCAGAAGGCAAGGAUCAACCUGGCCAGAGCUGUGUACCAUGACGCUGAUGUUUACCUGCUUGACGACCCUCUCAGUGCAGUGGAUGCAGAAGUUGGGAGGCACCUGUUUAAUAGGUGUAUCCAGGGAGCAUUAAGAGACAAACCGCGGAUCCUGGUGACACAUCAGCUACAGUAUGUACAGGAGGCAGACCAGAUACUGGUUCUGCUGGAGGGUGAGCAAGUAACAUUAGGAACCUACAGUGAGCUUCUCCAGUCAGGGAUUGACUUUGCCAAGAUGAUGGCAAGAGAGGAGGAACAGGAAGAUGAGGAGGAUGGGAGGAAGCUGAACCGUCAGCUGUCAAAGGGCUCGUCUCGGAGACAAGUCCGUUCUCGAACCUUCUCUGAAGCUUCAAGUGCCAAGUCUGCGGAGUCAGAUGCUGAAGAAGAGGAGGUGUCUGUCCCCCUGCUUGAGGAAGAAGACAGGAUGACCGGCUCUGUGGGAUGGACCGUGUACAAAGACUAUUUCAAAGCUGGUGCAGGUGUUCUGGGAACUCUAUUUGCCAUAGUGGCGAACUCUGGCUACAUCAUCAUCUACUUUAUAGCCGACUGGUGGCUAGCAUAUUGGGCCAGACACGAAGAGGAGUAUCGUGCGGCAGCAGACAACUGGCCUGUCUCUAGAAAUGGCUACAAUGCAACAUUCCUGAAUGGUUCCGACGUCGUAGACUUUGCAAACACAACAGGAAACUCGACAGCCCUUUCUAUAUCUCCGGAUCCGCCCAAUAUGCAUUUCUACAUCUACAUAUUCACUGGACUGACGGCAGUCGCCCUGUUGUUGAGUCUCGUCAAAACUUGGCACCUUUUCUACAUCACGGUCCAGUCUUCGAAAAACCUCCAUAACGACAUGUUCAACGCAAUCAUCAGGGCUCCAAUCAGGUUCUUCGACACAAAUCCUGUGGGACGGAUCUUGAAUCGUUUCUCCAAAGACAUUGGGCAGCUAGACGACAUGUUUCCGUGGACAUUCACUGACUUUAUUGAGGGGUUUCUGGCAAUCUUUGGGAUCAUAGUUCUGGCUGGUAUCAUCAACCCCUGGGUGUUCAUCCCCACCAUUCCUCUGCUGUUGCUGUUCAUCUACAUCAGGAAAUAUUACCUGAGCACAUCCAGGGACAUCAAACGACUGGAGGGAACCACCCGUAGCCCAGUGUUCUCCCACCUGUCGGCCACCCUACAAGGCCUGUGGACCAUCCGAGCGUUCGGUGCCCAGGAGAGUUUCCAGCAGGAGUUUGAUGCUCACCAGGACCUUCACUCGGAGGCCUGGUUCCUGUUCCUGGCCGGUUCCCGCUGGAUGAGCGUCAGGAUCGACUUCCUCGCCUCCCUGUUUGUGACAGCUGUGACCGUCUGUAGUGUACCUGCUUCACAAGCGCUAGAUGGAGGCCUCGUGGGCCUGUCAGUGACGUACGCUAUCAUGGUCACAGGGUUCUUCCAGUGGGUGGUACGGCAGAGCGCUGAGGUGGAGAAUCUGAUGACAUCAGCAGAAAGGGUCGUGACUUACACCAAACUGGAACCUGAAGCUCCGCUGACAACCGGCACAAAACCUCCGCGGGACUGGCCUCAGUGCGGAGGCAUCGAGUUAGAGGCUGCUUCCUUCUCCUAUUCCGAAGACGGGCCCGACGUUCUCAAGAAACUGUGUGCCGUAAUACGUCCUCAGGAAAAGAUUGGCAUAGUAGGCAGGACAGGUGCAGGGAAGAGCUCCCUGAUGCAGAUGUUAUUCAGGAUGGCAGAACCACGAGGAACCGUCAGGAUAGACGGGGUGGACGUCACCGCGAUCGGACUCCACGACCUGAGGAAGAAAAUCUCCGUCAUCCCCCAGGACCCUGUGUUGUUCUCUGGUUCACUGAGGAGGAACUUGGAUCCCUUCAACGACUUCACGGACCUGCAACUCUGGAGUGCCAUAGAGGAGGUCCAGCUGAAACAGGCUGUAAACGAGUUGCAGGGAAAGCUGGAAUCUGAGAUGGCCGAAUCUGGGACUAACUUCAGUGUGGGCCAGAGGCAGCUGGUCUGCCUAGCCAGGGCUCUGCUUAGGAGAAACAGGAUUCUGAUCAUUGAUGAAGCAACUGCAAAUGUAGACCCAAGAACGGACCAGCUGAUUCAGGAAACCAUCCGAGAGAAGUUCAAGAACUGCACAGUGUUAACGAUAGCCCACAGACUCAACACUGUCAUUGACUCCGAUAGGAUCAUGGUCCUACAGGAGGGUCGAGUACAGGAGUUAGGAGAGUCACAUGCUCUACUACAGGACAGAGAUGGUGUGUUCACAGCUAUGGUGGACCAGUCUGGGAAAACAUUAGCAGCAGAGCUGAGAGAAGCAGCCAGACAGUGUUACAUAGAGAAGCACGGAACGGACCAAGUCUCUGAGGAUAGCCAUACUGCUUUAACUCUUUGUAAUGUGGAAUUUCUGACCACCGUUUAGAUUUUAAACUCUUAUGUAAUGGAGAAUUCUUUACAGUUUAGAUUGGACUCUUUGGAUGAUGGAAUUUUUUACCACUGUUUAGAUUUUGACUCUUUCUCACCCUCUCAUCACACGAACUAUUUGACUGUUGGGGCACCACAAGAGAUCUAGCUACCAGUUUUUCCACCCUUCUCUGUUUUUCUUUGUGUAUUUCAUUUAGUGUCAUGCCUAUCCAUUCUGAUAUUAAUAUACCCCCAUCUUUUCUGUCGUCUACCUCUCUUUUUCCAUCCCUGGGCAGUUUCUGGAUAGUUUCGGGUAGUUCUGAUGACCGUGACAUGUGACCGUACCACUUC
Branchiostoma floridae (Florida lancelet) is the source of this 4651-nucleotide messenger RNA. Its product is annotated as multidrug resistance-associated protein 4-like. Gene Ontology annotation, molecular function: ABC-type transporter activity; ATP hydrolysis activity; ATP binding. NCBI's taxonomy places the organism in Eukaryota, Metazoa, Chordata, Leptocardii, Amphioxiformes, Branchiostomatidae. Gene Ontology annotation, biological process: transmembrane transport. Gene Ontology annotation, cellular component: plasma membrane. The record is from RefSeq and is a predicted model, not a curated record. Bases 243 to 4319 code for a protein of 1358 amino acids. The transcript has 25 exons.